AUGCUCUUGACAACCCAGUUAAUGGCCCUCGGCCUCUUGACCAGGGUCGUCUUGGCUGCCCCAACGGCACCGUUGGGCACCUCUCUCGCACUCGAAGAGCGGCAGCAGCUCAACGAACCACCAGCACCCAAGUGUCGCAAAAUCGACAUCGUGUACUCAAAAGUCAAGUUCUCCGAGCCUUACUACUUGCCCCCGGAGCGGCCCAACGCCUGGGAGUGCACGUCCAACAUGAAGGAAAAGUGUACCGUCGGUACCAGCGCCACGCACUCCGUGGGGGGUUGUCGCAAAACCAGGGGCGUCACCAAGAGCGUCAGCACCAAGCUGGCGCCCCAGAUCGAGCUCGGGGAUAUCAUGAAGUUGGGCGGCGAGCUCGGCUUCAGCUACUCGUGGACGACGACGGACGCAAAGUCGUCGAGCUCGACCGUGUACUGCCCCGCGGGAGGCAUGACCUGCGGCAUACAGGUCAAAAGCAAGGUCGUGAAGAUCACGUUCCACGCGCGGGAGGUGUGGAAGGACUGUGGAACUCGGGACCCGGAGGCUGACUACACCGUCACCGCGCCUCUCAUUUCCAAAAGCAAGGGCACCAACAAGGACCAGCAGGCGGAGCAGAACUUCGAGUCGUGCUUCAUUGCCUGCCCGAAGAACGACGAGAAAUGCAACAAGAUCGCCUACGAGGCCAAGAUGCCCCUCUGUCCCGGGACAAAGGCCUACGGGCCUGGCAAGACCACGGGAGACUUCCCGCCCAAGCCGCCCACCAAGCCUAAGCCCAAGCCCAAGCCUAAGGAAAAGAAGCCAAACAAGGACAAGGACAAAGGCAAGGACAAGGACAAGGGCAAGGAUAAGGGCAAGGAUAAGGGCAAGGAUAAGGGCAAGGACAAGGAUAAGGGCAAGAAACCUCCGAAAGAAAAGAAGCCCGAAAAGGACAAGGGCAAAAAGCCUGACAAGGACAAGAAGCCCAGCAAAGACCAGAAGCCUAGCAAGGAUCAAGGCCAGGCUGGUGGUCCGGAGAAAUGUUUGAAGUACUACAAGGUGCAGCCAGGUGACAGCUGUCCCUCGAUCCAGUUCAAGUUCGCCAUCAGCUUCAGCCAAUUCCUCACUUGGAAUCCUUCAAUUGGAAGAAACUGUGAGAACCUGUGGAAGGGCUACCCAUAUUGUGUUAAAGGGAAACCUUGA
Molecule: messenger RNA, 1173 nt
Organism: Thyridium curvatum
Lineage: Eukaryota; Fungi; Ascomycota; Sordariomycetes; Thyridiales; Thyridiaceae
Exons: 3
Coding region: 1-1173 (390 amino acids)
Source: RefSeq, a predicted model, not a curated record